CACUGCAAAUAUCAUUAAAAAAAGUAAGAAAUUUAAAUGUCAUCCAAAAUAGUAAGAAAUAUUACAACCCAAAGAUAUAUUUUAGACCCUCCAAAGCCUGUGAAGUGGAAGGCAUGAUUUCUCUAAUCAACACUCUAGUUUGUAAUCUGGCAGUGGAGGGCGUGAACUUGGUUUACAAAUAUUGUUUUUGGAACCGAAAUUUGUGACCGCUGUCAAGUUUCGAGUUAUCGUUGUAGCUGUUUAAGUCCUCAAGUUUCGUUUGAUCAUAAGUUAUAAGAAGUAAAAGAUGACUUCAGAAUUUAAUGCUAAAGAUCAUCCACAUACUAGAUAUAAUCCUUUGAAUGAUAAAUGGGUUUUAGUAUCACCUCACCGUGCCAAGAGACCAUGGCAGGGACAAAUAGAGAAAGCCCAAGAAGAAGAAAUACCACCUCAUGAUCUAAACAAUCCUCUAUGUCCUGGAGCAAAAAGAGCUAAUGGAAUGAUGAACCCUUAUUAUGAUGGCACUUAUGUCUUCACAAAUGAUUUUCCAGCACUUCUGGAAGAUGUUCCAUCACCAGAUGAAUCAUCUCACCCUUUAUUUAAAGCAGAUGUAGCAAAAGGUACAUGUCGGGUUAUGUGCUUCCAUCCAAAAUCGGAUAUUACUUUACCUCUGAUGUCUAUAGAAGAAAUAAUAAAGGUGAUUGAUGCAUGGAUCAAAGAACUCCUUGAUUUGGGAGCCAGAUUUAAAUGGGUGCAGAUUUUUGAAAAUAAAGGGAAAAUAAUGGGAUGCUCGAAUCCCCAUCCUCAUUGCCAAAUUUGGGCCAGUUCAUUUCUUCCUGAUGAACCAAGAAUUGAAGAUAAGCAGCAAUAUGAAUAUUUUUUGAAAAAUGACUCAAUUUUAUUGUUAGAUUAUCUAAAUGAGGAACUUAAGACAAAGGAACGUGUUGUAUUAGAAAAUGAAGGUUGGGUUGUCUUGGUUCCUUAUUGGGCAAUUUGGCCUUUUGAAACAAUGUUGUUACCAAGGAGGCAUAUCCUUAGGUUAUCUGAUCUAACUGAAGAAGAGAAGUAUUCUUUGGCAGCUAUAAUGAAGAAGCUACUAACCAAAUAUGAUAACUUGUUUAAUACUUCUUUUCCUUAUUCUAUGGGAUGGCAUGGAGCCCCAACUGGUCCUGAUGUUAAAGAUUACAGUUAUUGGCAGCUGCAUGCUUCAUAUUAUCCUCCUUUAUUACGUUCAGCUACUAUAAAGAAAUUCAUGGUUGGAUAUGAAAUGUUAGCUCAGGCUCAGAGAGAUUUAACUCCUGAACAGGCUGCAGAAAGACUAAGAAAUUUGUCAGAGGAACAUUACAAACUGACUAAAAAAUAAAAAGGACCUUCCUCAUAAAGUAUCAAGCCAUUGUCACUCCUAGAAUAUGAAAAUAAAAUCAAAAAGGUUUUAAUGGGAUUUAUAGAAAAGCUAUGUGUUGUUUUAUUGUGAAAUUUUGUCUGUUUAAAAAUUGUAUGAAUUACUUUAUUUGAAUUUCCUAUAAAUUAUAUAUUUCAGUUUAUUAUUUCUUUGAAAAAAAAGUGUUAACUCAAAAUUCUGCUAUUUGUUUCUUAAAUAUAAAAUUAUUGAAAUAUUUGUUUUUAAAAUAAGUAAAAUUUUUAUACAAAGUACUUUCAAUUGUAGUGAUAUUUAUUUGUAAAAAUGCAUGUGAUUUUAACUCCAUGAUUUGUAUUUAUUUUGCAUGCGAGUAUAUUUCUCCACAAAUUUACAUUCUAAAUGGCUCUCCAGUACAAAUUUACUAAACAUGUGUUUUUUAUGACACAUUCUAGUGACAGAUUGCAAAAAACAUAAAGGUACAAAUUCCCCUUGUAAUAUAGAAAUUCCCCUUGUAAUAGCAGCAGAAAUAAUUGCUCUUUCUUUUUAUGUGUGUUAAAUUCUUUCCGUGAAUGAAUAUUUGAAAACAAAGUUUUGAUUUAAAAUUUUGUUAUAUACAUUCAACAAUCCAAAAUCAGGACUUUUUAGUAUAUUGUUGUAUUUAUAUAUUAAAUCUUUAUUUUAUGUACAAAAAAAAAUCAUGUUACAAAAGUCGUUAAACACAUAGAAAAUUUUCUGAAAAUAACUUAGUCUAUAAAAUAUUAUAUCAAAAUAUUACAAAAUCAUAUUUUAAAAAUAUACAAAAGAGAUUCAGAGAUGGCUUUCAAAAUGGAGUGAUU
Molecule: messenger RNA, 2175 nt
Organism: Argiope bruennichi
Lineage: Eukaryota; Metazoa; Arthropoda; Arachnida; Araneae; Araneidae
Product: galactose-1-phosphate uridylyltransferase-like
Exons: 11
Coding region: 287-1342 (351 amino acids)
Biological process (GO): beta-D-galactose catabolic process via UDP-galactose, Leloir pathway
Cellular component (GO): cytoplasm
Molecular function (GO): zinc ion binding; UDP-glucose:hexose-1-phosphate uridylyltransferase activity
Source: RefSeq, a predicted model, not a curated record